Molecule: messenger RNA, 1572 nt
Organism: Uncinocarpus reesii 1704
Lineage: Eukaryota; Fungi; Ascomycota; Eurotiomycetes; Onygenales; Onygenaceae
Product: cytochrome b2
Exons: 2
Coding region: 1-1572 (523 amino acids)
Biological process (GO): lactate metabolic process
Molecular function (GO): heme binding; L-lactate dehydrogenase (cytochrome) activity
Source: RefSeq, a predicted model, not a curated record
AUGUCAACCAAGAAGCCCCUGACCGGGGCGGAGAUUGCGAAACACAACUCUGCUAAAUCAUGCUGGGUCAUCGUCCACGGCAAGGCCUACGAUGUGACCGAUUUCCUUCCCGAGCAUCCGGGUGGCCAGAAGAUCAUCCUCAAAUAUGCGGGUAAGGACGCGACCGAAGAGUUCGACCCAAUUCACCCCCCAGACACACUGGACAAGUAUCUCGAUCCCUCCAAGCACCUAGGCCCCGUCGACAUGAACACCGUCAUGCAGGAAGACAAAGGGGUGGAUCCAGAGGAGGAGGCGCGCCAGGAGCGUGUCAAGCGGAUGCCCUUGCUGGAACAGUGCUAUAACCUGAUGGACUUUGAAGCCGUCGCUCGCCGAGUGAUGAAGAAAACGGCUUGGGGAUACUAUUCGAGUGGCGCAGAUGAUGAAAUUGUAGGGCAAUCCCAUGCCCGUGAAACCCCUUCCACUGCUGACAAUGGGAAACAGACCAUGCGAGAAAACCAUUCCGCCUUCCACAAAAUCUGGUUCCGUCCCCGUAUCCUGGUCGACGUCGAGAAUGUUGAUAUCUCGACCACCAUGCUUGGAACUCCAGUGUCUGUUCCAUUCUACGUCACCGCCACGGCUCUUGGCAAACUUGGCCAUGCCGACGGCGAAGUUUGCCUGACCAAAGCCGCCGCAUCUCACGAUGUUGUCCAGAUGAUACCCACUCUCGCAUCCUGCUCAUUUGACGAGAUUGUCGAUGCUGCGAUAGACAAGCAGACUCAAUGGUUGCAGCUAUAUGUCAAUAAAGACCGUGACAUAACGAGAAAGAUUGUGAACCAUGCAGAAAAGCGAGGCUGCAAAGGUCUUUUUAUUACCGUCGACGCCCCACAGCUAGGUCGACGAGAAAAAGAUAUGCGAUCUAAAUUUUCUGAUCCCGGCUCAGAUGUUCAACAAACCGAUAACAGCGUAGACCGCUCUCAAGGAGCUGCAAGAGCAAUCUCCUCUUUUAUCGACCCUUCGCUCUCGUGGAAAGAUAUUCCAUGGUUCCAGUCCAUUACCAAAAUGCCCAUUGCGCUAAAAGGAGUACAGCGUGUGGAUGACGUCCUCCGCGCAGUGGAAAUGGGCGUUCCCGCUGUUGUUUUGUCCAACCACGGUGGACGUCAACUCGAAUUCGCUCCGUCGGCGAUUGAACUACUGGCUGAUGUAAUGCCGGCUCUUCGAGCCCGGGGAUGGGAAAACAAAAUCGAGGUUUUUGUGGAUGGCGGCGUUCGACGGGCCACCGAUAUCAUCAAAGCUCUUUGUCUCGGUGCGAAAGGUGUUGGAAUUGGUAGACCAUUCCUCUAUGCCAUGAGCACCUACGGCGUCCCCGGCGUUGAACGAGCAAUGCAAUUGCUCAAGGAUGAAAUGACUAUGAACAUGCGACUCUUGGGCUGCACAAGCGUUGACCAGCUGACCCCAGACUUGCUUGAUAUUCGAGGCCUAGGUCACCACUCCGUUCCAAAUCCAGUGGACAGACUUGCUGAGUCGGUAUACGAUCCUUUGAUCACGCCAUCAGAUAGACCUCCAGCGUCCGUGGGAGGUGGAUCGAAACUGUGA